Messenger RNA from Protopterus annectens (West African lungfish), 8965 nucleotides. RefSeq names its product phospholipase A2 group IVA (gene PLA2G4A). Gene Ontology annotation, biological process: glycerophospholipid catabolic process. NCBI's taxonomy places the organism in Eukaryota, Metazoa, Chordata, Ceratodontiformes, Protopteridae. Bases 237 to 2486 code for a protein of 749 amino acids. The record is from RefSeq and is a predicted model, not a curated record. Gene Ontology annotation, cellular component: Golgi apparatus; cytosol; endoplasmic reticulum. Gene Ontology annotation, molecular function: calcium-dependent phospholipid binding; calcium ion binding. The transcript has 18 exons.
GCUGUCUUAGCAAAUCGAGGGUGUCACGCUCCGGAAGAAUGAAGAGCUGCAGUGGAUUUAAUGAUUUUUGGCAGAUGGUCAAGUAAUGCAAAGACACAGGAGCAAAACUUCGAAAGGGAAAAUAGAUGCUGUUUAAAGCUACAUAGACUUUCAUAACACGUGAUUGCAAAAAGAGAAAACAUCUCAAAGUAUCUUGGUGUAUUUCGUAGUUUGAGCCUGCAUGUUGAUUUCUGAAGAUGGCCGCUACAGAUCCGUAUCAGUGCAUUAUAGUAGAGCAUCAAUAUUCGCACAAAUUUACAGUUACAGUCUUACGUGCUACAAAUGUCACAAAAGGAACUUUUGGUGACCUGCUCGACACUCCAGAUCCUUAUGUAGAACUUUUCAUUUCUACGGCACCAGAAAGUCGGAAGAGAACAAAGCAUAUUAAUAAUGAUGUGAACCCAGUGUGGAAUGAGACGUUUGAAUUUAUUCUAGAUCCAAAUCAGGAAAACAUCCUGGAGAUUACAUUAAUGGAUGCAAAUUAUGUAAUGGAUGAAACUCUUGGUUCCUUAUCCUUCUCCAUCUCAUCCAUGAAAGUGGGAGAAGUGAAGCAAAUGGAAUUUGUAUUUUGUAAGGUUACAAAGGUGAUGUUAGAAAUGCAGCUUGAAGUUUGUUCCUGCCCAGAUCUGAGAUUUAGCAUGGCAUUAUGCAAUCAGGAGAAGAGUUUUCGACAGAAAAGGCGAGAAAAGGCAUUGGAAGGAAUUAAAAGACUCCUGGGCCCAGAAAAGGCAGUGCACUUUCCUUCAUGCAUACGCGAGGUGCCUGUCAUAGCUGUGCUGGGCUCUGGAGGGGGGUUCAGAGCAAUGAUUGGACUCUCAGGUGUUAUGAAGGCAUUGUUUGAAUCUGGAGUUCUGGACUGUGCAACAUACAUUGCAGGACUUUCUGGUUCCACAUGGUACAUGUCUAUAUUAUACUCACAUCCCGAAUUCCCUAAAAAAGGGCCUCAAGAGAUUAACCAGGAAUUGAUGACGAAUGUCAGUUAUAACCCUCUCCUUUUGCUCACGCCACAGAAAGUGAAACGUUACAUUGAAGCUCUGUGGAAAAAGAAGAACGCAGGACAACCAGUUACGUUCACUGACAUUUUUGGCAUGUUGAUUGGGGAAACACUUGUACAAAAUAGAAUGAACAGCACACUUAGUAGCAUGAAGGAGAAGGUUAACGAGGCCCAGUGCCCUCUGCCGUUGUUUACCUGUCUUCACGUCAAGCCUGAUGUCUCCGAGCUUAUGUUUGCAGAUUGGGUCGAGUUUCACCCUUAUGAGAUUGGGAUGGCGAAAUAUGGAACGUUCAUGUCUCCAGAUCUAUUUGGAAGCAAAUUCUUCAUGGGAACUGUGGUAAAGCAGUAUGAAGAGAACCCAUUACACUUCCUAAUGGGUGUCUGGGGUAGUGCAUUUUCAAUAUUAUUUAACAGAGUGCUUGGCGUCUCCAGUUCACAGAAGCAGGGCAGUACCAUGGAGGAAGAACUAGAAAACCUUCAGCCCAAGCAUAUUGUAAGUAAUGACAGUUCUGACAGUGAUGAUGAGUCACAGGAGCAGAAAGGCUCAGAAAAACCUGAUGCAGAAAAGGAAUAUGAUCGUCAAAACCAAGCAACCUGGGUUGAAAGGAUGCUGGCUGUGAUCUUCAAUGACUCCUCACUGUUUAACACAAGGGAAGGGCGUGCUGGUAAAGUUCACAACUUCAUGCUGGGCUUGAAUUUAAAUGCUUCUUAUCCUCUCUCUCCAUUUGGGGGUCUCAUGUAUCAAGUGUCCAUUGAUGAAGAUCCAGACACUGCAGUGGCAGAUCCAGAUGAAUUUGAAAGGAUUUAUGAACCUCUUGAUGUAAAGAGCAAAAAGAUCCAUGUAGUGGACAGUGGACUGACAUUUAAUUUACCAUAUCCUAUUAUCUUGCGGCCUCAGCGGGGAGUUGAUCUCAUCAUAUCCUUUGAUUUCUCUGCAAGGCCAAGUGAUUCUAGCCCACCAUUCAAAGAACUUCUGCUUGCUGAGAAGUGGGCAAAAAUGAAUAAGCUUCCAUUUCCAAAAAUUGACCCAAGAGUCUUUGACCGAGAAGGCCUGAAAGAGUGCUAUGUUUUUAAACCAAAAAAUCCAUCCAUAGAAAAGGACUGCCCAAUCAUCAUUCAUUUUGUAUUAGCCAACAUCAACUUUAGAAAUUUUAAAGCUCCUGGUGUGCCCCGGGAAACAGAAAAGGAGAAGGAUUUUGCUGACUUUGAUAUUUUUGAUGACCAAGAAACUCCAUUCUCUACUUUCAACUUCCAAUAUUCCAAUGAGGCCUUCAAACGACUGCAUGAUCUAAUGGAAUUCAACACACUGAACAACAUAGACGUAAUAAAAGACGCGAUCAUUGAAAGCAUUGCUUACAGGAAGUUAUACCCAUCACGGUGUUCUGUAUCUCUAAGUGACUUGGAAUCAAAGAGAUUUUACAAGCGAGAUUCCAGAAGCAAACUCCAUAAAUAACAACUAAAGCAACAUGUUCUUUCCUUAUGCAGUUAUUGGUACUGUCUGUGAGCAAGAACCAGCUUCUCUGUAUUAAUUUAUUUUUCAAUUUUAUUUCCCUUUUUGACACAGAAAAUGUAAUGAUGUGCAGAAGAAGAAAUAUCUGGGCAGGUACAGACUGUGGCAUUGAUUGCUUCUUAUUUCAAACUGGCAAUACUAAAAGCUGUAGCCACCAGUAUGUGUAAUAUAAAAGUGGUUCUGUGCCUUUUCUUUUAACUGCCUUCACCAUAAUAGUGAUUAUUUGCAUCUUAGGUUCAUAGAUUAGUACUAAGCUAACUGCCCUUGUGAGCCAUUUUAAGCCUAGCCAAUUAUCCCUUGUGAGACUCAAACCCUGCACCUUGUGUUUGUAAGGAAAACACCUUAACCAUUAGGCCACCCUCUUCCUUCAAUCUGUGCAAGGAAUUAUACUGCACUGAUGGAACGUACUGGCAACCAAGAGCAUAGCCUUUCAAUGCUUCCGCUUUUUUUUCUUUCCUUGAUUGUCAUAGUCUGCAGUAUAUAAUGAUAUAGGAGUAUGCAAAUGUAUAGCAUGCAUAUUUAAAUGCACCUCUGUUAAUGCAUCUCUGUGUCAUAAUUACACAAUUUACUUCCUCUCCAAUUCAUGCAUCCAAAAUCAAUGCAUAAGAUAAAAAUGUAAAUAUUUACAGAAAAAAUGGAAAGAAAUUCAAGUUCAGUGUAGGUCAUUUCUGUUUGGAUAUUGCAUGAUGCUGUCUUCUUCUUAUAGGUCAUAAAAAUUAGUAAAACAGUUUCCAGUCCAGAAAUACAGAUUCAAUAAAUGCACUUUUAGAAAAAAAAAAAAGAAAAAUGAUAAGUUAAAUUAUUAUGCCUUGGUGCAUUUGUUGUGCAAAUUAUAAGAGUAUGUUAUGAGUUUUUAAAUAUAAAUACGUUAAAACUUUACCUAAAAUUAGGUAACCCAUAUGUGGUAUCUACAAAUACAUAUGAUAUGUAUUUGUAAAAUAUUGUUUCACUGCUUGCUUGACAUAGAGCUCAAAAGAUGUCCUUCUAUUCCUAUGUUACAGUAUUCAUAACAUGAGGGACUCUCUGCCUAGGUAACCCGAAUAUUUGGCCACUAUACCAAAGGUUAAGCUACUGCUAGGUAUGUGCAAUGUUGCACAUAGGAUGCACCCGACGUAGGCCAUAAAAGUGAUGUCUGUGCAUACCAUCCCUAGAACUUCUCUGCCACCAGUUUGAACACCAGCUUGUACUAUUCAUCUGAUUGCCAAAAUUUUUUUUUUCUUUUAGAUAAUUGCCUCAUUGGGGAAACUUUUUUGUACUUUUGCUACUGCAUGUUUGUUCGAGGUUAAUGUCAUCCAAGAGGGGAAAAGUGCUAUUGCAGAAGACAUAUUCCACACAAAGACAGUCACAUUCAGUGUCUUUUCUGCCUGGGGUCCACUCACGACUAGGCUUGUGCCAUUUUCAGGCUUUUGUUCCAAAGCUGCUCUGCAUUCAUCUUUCUGCCCUUAAUAUCUACCUUGAGAACCAGAGACUAAAGUGACUAGCACUCACUAGGGGAAGGUACCUCAGGUCUGUCAGUGAACCUCUGAAAAAGAAGGUGAAAAAGAUAAGACCUGAAUCUUCGGCUGUGCCUCUGAUCCCGGAUGUCCCUGUCAAGGCCAGUGAAGACCUGGAGGUCCAUACGGUGCCAGGUUCUCCUCCUUCGGUGGGAACAGAUUUAGAUGCUGCUAGGGAGAGUUGUUUCAGUAUGUCCGCAGAGGCCUCGCAGACAUCCAUUUCAGAUGGUAAGGGGGAACCACAGCUAGUGCCUUUAGACAUACCUCACAGUACUUCUCCUUGCUUUUUAUGGCUGAGGACUUGCCAACUUCUGUGUUGGAGCCUAGGCCUACGCUGGCCCAACCAUCCCAGCCUAAGAGAGAUCAUCUACUUAAAAAGAAACAAACAUGUUCAUCCCACACAGGAUCCUCUCCCAGACUGGCAAGCCUUUUCGCAAGGAAUCUUGAUUGCCUUUUUGGCACUUAAGCCUUCCUCUGUUCAGCCUCCUACUCUUGUGUCACCCCUCCCUUUAUCCAGGAGUGCUAUUGCGGAGCAAGAGGCUUCUGAAGGAGAUACUUCAUCUUCAGAUGAGCCCCUGGCCUACUCUACUUAAAUUGACUUGCUCCUGGGUUACACUUCCCCUGAGGUUGAGGUUGACUCCAAUGAUGGCAACUCCCCUGAAGAUAAUAUUACAUUUGGAGAAGCCAUCUCUAGGAUGAGGGAUUUUUUUCAAGUGGGAAAUCUCACAGGUUUUAUGCUUACAAAUGGGACUCUCCUUCCCCUCUGCUAUCUUACCUGUUUUACUAGCCUUUCAUUAUGUCUUCCUUUUGGCAUCCAAAAGCCCUGAUUCUCAAGCUCCUGCACGCAAAAUGCCAGACAAGUUUUAUAACAUCCCUGAGGACAGUAACUAUCUGUUCAGAUGCCCUCCUGCAGAUUCAGCUGUGAUUUCAGUCUCUGGGGAUAAACCUUCUAAAUUGCUGCCCUCCACUACUCUUUUUGCCUUCUGAUAAUGACAGUAAAAUGAUGGAGAGGCUUGGAAAAAGGGUCUACGCCUCUUCUGCUCUGGAUUUUAGGGCAAUUAAUUAUCUGACACAUAUGUUUAAGUAUGUUCUGGCGCUACUUUCCCAGGCUUCAAAACUGCUGACAGAUCUUCCAGAUUCUGCAGCCAAGUCACAACUCUUUUCCCUCCUGACAGUUUCUUCUCAAGUUAGCAGACACUCCAUAAAAUGCAGUUAUGGUGCAGCUGAGGUCUCAGCUAGAUCAGCAGCAUGUAAAUCUGUCCUCCAAAGGUAUUCAUGGCUGAGAUUGCAGCCUUUGCCCGAAGAUUUCAAGGCAAAAAUCACGGAUGCACUCUUGGACAAUUCCUCCCUUUUUGGUGCAAAUGCUGCUGCUCUCUUCAAAUCCCUCCAAGAGAAAGGGAAAUAACUGCAGAAACUGAAACAAAGUUUUAUUUCCCCAAUUCCAAAACAUCAGAGAAAUUAUCCGUCCAAGACUAAUUUUAUAAGGAAAAAGACCCAUGCUUCUUUCCAUCCUCACAAGAAAGGUACACGCAGGCAGAUUACACCUAGGUCUCAGCCAUCAUCUGCCCAAAAGACUUCCUUUUUUGGACAAGCCAGGUAGUCUUUGACUACCUGCCCAUAGUCACAGAAAUUCUUCUUUCCCAGAGCCUUUCUCAUUUCCUUUCUUCUUGGAUAGGCAUAACCACAGAUAAAUGGGUCCUGUCCAUUGUCAAAAACUGCUAUUUCAUGAUUUGAAAAUCCAUACCUCCCUUCAUGGGCAUCCCACAACCCCCAAGGGACCAGAUCUAUCUCUUUCCACAGGUGAUUCAUUACUAGAUUUCACUGGGGACCAUACAGGUAGCUCCCUCCAUGGAAAGAGGAAAAGGCUUCUAUUCCAGGAUGUUCUUAGCCCUCAGGAAAGAUGGUCCUUGGAGACAAAUUUUAGACUCAUCCCAGCUCAAUCUUUUUCUACAAGUCCCCACCUUCAGGAUCCUCACUGUACAAAAAUCCCUCUUGCUCCCUCAGAGCUUUCUGGUUUCCCUGGAUAUCAAGGAUGCAUACUUUCAUAUUCCUGUUCACCCUCUGCUCAUGAAAUUCUUAUGGUUUUCUGUUGCUUCCUCUCAUUUUCAGUUUUGUGUUUUGCCCUUUGGAAUCUCUAUGGCUCUUAGGGUAUUCACAAAAUGUUUGUUUGGCUCCUGCCAUUGCCGUCAGGAAUUCUUAUCUAUCUUAUCUGGACAACCUGCUCAUUCAAGCAAAGCAUCCACAUAUCCUGCAACAGAACCUUCAAACUACCAUCUUCUUGCUCCUAAACCUGGAAUUCACUAUCAACUACAACAAGUCUUCCCAAAACUCUUUUCAGGAUCAGGUUUUCCUGGACUGCAGGAUACAGGAUAAAGGCAGACCUUAUGAUGGCCUUUCUGCCUUUAGAAAAAAAUACAAUCUCUUCUAACUUCCAGCACUGACAGCCAGAGAGCUCCUCAAGAUGCUAGGGUUCAUGGCUUCUGUUAUACCAAUGCUGCCCCUAGCCAGACUUCACUUCUGAAAGUUCCAUUGUUACCUGAAAACACUCUGGUCCCAGCAUGUUUAGGACCUGGAGUUUAUCCUUCCAUUUCUACCUUGCCUGAAGAAGGAAUUGCUUUGGUGGAUUUAACAAAUAUCUCAGAAUCCAGGACUCCCCCCUUCAGUCACCUCAUCCAAUUCAGGAGCUGUUUACAGAUGCCUCAGACCCAGGGUAGGGAGUGAAACUGAUGAACCUAAAGGUCCAAGACUUGUGGUCUCCUUCUCUAUGGAAGCAACACAUUAGCAUCAAAGACAUGAGGCUCUGAUUCUGGCCCUUCAAGCCUUCAAUUCAUCUCUUCAACCAGGUCCCUUGAAACUGUUCACAGACAACACCACAGUACUCUGAUAUGUGAACAAACAGAGGGGACAAAGUCUUACCUACUUUGCAGGUUAGCACUCCAAAACUGGGAGAUUGCUUGCAAGCAAAGAAUACAUUAACAGCUGUUUACAUUCCCUCAGCUCAAAAUGUUCUAGCAGACAAACUGAGCAGGUCCAUGACACAAACCAAUAAAUGGAUGAUACACAGGGAUGUGUUUCUGGACAUUGUCCACCAGUGGGGUAUGCUUCAAAUAGAUCUUUUUGCCUCCCCUCUGAACAGACAACUUCCAAAAUUUUCUGUCAGAGACCCACAUCCUCUGGUAUGGAGGGUGGACACCCUGUCAUUCUCCUGGAAGGGGAUAUUUCCCUACACACACACCCUUUUGCACUUAUUCAGAAGGUCCUGAUGAAGAUUCAGCAAGACAACCCAAAAAAUCUUGCUGAUAACCCCCUUUUGGUCAAGACAGCAUUGGUUCACUCUUCUUCUGGAGUUAGCCAAGGGCAAUCAUCCCAAGUUACCUCACAGGGUGGAUCUUCUCACACAAGACAACGGAUUUCUUAUGUACCCACAUUUAGCAACUCUGAAUCUGAGUCUGUGGGUGAUAGGCUUCUAAUUCCUUUCAGGCACCUUUUUUCUGAGGAUGUGCUUCUAGUCCUGCAGGAGGCCAGGAAACCCAGUACAAGGAGAUCCUACUUGUCCAAAUGGAAAAAAGUCUCCAUCUGGUGUCUUAACAAGUGACUAGAUCAAUUUUCAAUGGAUAUAUCCCUAGUCCUGUUUUAUUUGAGUGAGCUGCUCAAGGUUGGACUGGCUUAUUCUUCAGUUAAAGCUUAUUUACCAGCCAUUUCUGCAUGUCUGCCUUUGUUUCCUCUUUAUACUCUAGGCUAGAAGUUAAGCUUUUCUUAAAAGGUAUCCUUCAUAUCAGACCUCCCAGGAAGCCUGUUCCUCCUCCUUGGGAUUUGAAUUUUAUUCUGGAAAAACUGACAUAGACACCCUUUGUACCUACAGCUGCAGCUUCUUUGAAAUGUUGUACAUGGAAGACUGUUUUACUGAUAACUAUCACUUCUGCUAGAAGAGUUUCUGAACUUCAAGCUUUAAUAGCUUCACAACCCUUUCUAAUUUUUUCCAUAGGGAUAAGAUGUCUCUUCAUACCAACCUUUCUUUCAUGCCUAAAGUGGUUAAUGACUUGUCCCUUAAUCAGUCUGUUCAUUUACCUGCUCCUCAAAACUCGAGUGAAAAGGUGCUUCACACCUUGGAUGUACAUAGACAACUCAGAUUUUACCUGGAUAAGACCAAAUCCAUUAGAAAUUCUGAGCAAUGUUUUUUUUUUUCUUUUCACUCCAGGGCACUGAGAAAACCUGUCUAUAAACAAUUUCCACCUGGAUCUCUAGAGCCAUUUAUUUCUUCUACGUGUCUCAUGGCAGAACACUCUCUUUCUCAUUUAAAGCCCAUUCCACAGGAGCUGUAGCCUCCUCUGGGGCAUUCUUCAAGGGUCGGGACACUGACUCUAUACUGGAAGCAACUACUUGGUCUUCUGUCCACACCCUCACCAAACACUACAAAUUGGACUCUGUCUCCAGAUCUAGAGCAGGUUUUGCCAGGGCAGUUCUGCAUGGUUUCAUGAAGUCUUCUGUGCUCCACCCUCCCUUUUCCACUAAUGAGCUUUGGUACUCUCCCUCAUGUUAUGAAUACUACAACAUGGGAAUAGAAGGACAUAGAAUAGUUGUGUAAACUCUUACCAUACCCAUAAAUGUCCUUUUCCAUGUUGCAGUAUUCUAUCUAUCCCACUCACCUUCCUCUUGGUUCAUGUUUUUCUUUGAAUAAUAUUUUGUUUACCUCCUAUCCUUGGACUGGUGUUAUGACUGGGGCAUUCAUUUCUGAGGACGGUAUGUGCAGACAUCACAUUUAUGGCCUACAUCGGCUGCAUCCUAUGUGCAAUGUCACAAGUACUUAGCAGCAGCUUAAGUCUUUCAUAUACUGGCCAGACAUUCGGGUUGCCUAGGCAGAGAGUCCCUCAUGUUAUGAAUAUGCAACAUGGAAGAGAAGGACAUCUAUGCAUAUGGUAAGAUUUUACA